AUGAAGCCUGCAAUUGAGCUCGAGCUGUUCCUCAAUCCCUCGAGUGCUCCAGCGGUCGAUGUGUCUGGUAUAUUGUCCCAUCCUCCCAAACUCUUGAAUUAUGCCGUCGCUAAUGAUUCCGAAGCGGAUUCGCUGCCUCCAACCGCUAAUUGCAUCUCUAUUCCGAACUCAGGAGCCGCGCUGAACCUCAAUAUGGAGCCUGGAGAGUCCAUCCGCGGUACCGAACCCCCAAUCUGCUAUCAGGUCGCCUUCUCCAACCUAACGCUGAUCGACUCCCAUGAUGCUUACGGCGUCCAAUAUGCGCUAGGUUCGGAAGUCAUCCAACAUGGUGAGUUCCACGGCCACCGCCCGCCGCCAUUGGGGCAUGCAUUUCGACCGUAUAUUGGCCAUAUUCCGCGCCUCGUCAGCCAAGCUGCCGCCACCAUCCAGGACGUAUACGAGGUAUCCGACAUGUACACGAAAGCUUUGAUGUUCGCAUCUACAGCCGGUACAAACGCAUGUGCGACUAGCACCUUCGUCAAGAAGCAAUGCCACAAGGCCUGGGACUGGGCAAAGAAGCGCGUUUUCGAGCCCACUAAGUGCUGGAUUCACACGAACGUUCUACCCUACCUACAGAAGUGCAUCGGCCGAGCCUGGACAUCUGCUAAGACUUCGAUCAAGAGUGAAUAUACCUACUCCAAGAGCAAGGACUUUUGGAAGGUCGUCGGCGAUGUCGUGGCAAAGAUUGGGUGGGUCGCUUGGAAUAGCAUGUGCUAUACCGUUGAGAAACCCCCAUGGGUCGCGGAACAAUUCAAAGUCCCGAUGCAAGAACUCGCGCACGCGGUCUGA
Messenger RNA from Trematosphaeria pertusa, 828 nucleotides. RefSeq lists its product as uncharacterized. NCBI's taxonomy places the organism in Eukaryota, Fungi, Ascomycota, Dothideomycetes, Pleosporales, Trematosphaeriaceae. The transcript has a single exon. Bases 1 to 828 code for a protein of 275 amino acids. The record is from RefSeq and is a predicted model, not a curated record.